CCAACCCUGACCCCAGGAUUCCCGGAUAAAGGGGGAAGUGAAGGUCAGGGCAGUGGGUUAGAAUAAGAGGUGCUGGUGCCUUUAACUGCCCUGGUUUCCCUUCCCGACUGGUACCGAGGUCGGCAAAUUUCUCCAGCGACUGCUGCAGGCGCCUUCGCAGAGAUACCCGGAGCUGAUACAGGGAGAGUUGCCACAGGAAGACGCCUGAGGAAGGAAACCGAGCUUAAGAUUAUUUGGCUGGCGAGCUGCUUUUCAAGAUUUGGAGAAGUGCGAAUUUGGGGGGACAGCUGUGUUUUCGUAGGCGUAAAAUAGAACGGGAACAUAUGGAGCGUGAGGCUGGAACUCUCUUUCUCCACCUUGAACAGAUUAUCAAGAGGAGUGGGAAAGAUCAUGGCAGCCUUAUGAGGGAGGCAGAGGAGGAAAAGAAGAAUUUUGUCAAGCGAUUGGAAGAGGCAUCUAAGGCCUUUGUGAAGGAAGUCUGCAGCCUUUCCUGUGCUAAGUCCCGGUUCCGACCCUACGAAGUGGCACAGUGUUCAAACUGCCAGCUUAUCAAAGUUUCCUGCCUUGACCCCUUUGUAUGUGCAGGGCCCAAUGUUAUUGCAGCAGUGCUGGUGCCACUUCUGCUCUUGCUUGGUAUAGGAGCAGCAUGGUGGUAUCGCCGUCGCAAACAGAAGGAGCAAGGAAAAGACAAGUCUUCAGGAGAUGAGGACAGCUCAGAGAGUUCUGAGUGGAGCUCUGAUAGUUCAGAGAAGGCGGAUGCCAAUCCAAUAUAUGCAGAAGUUCCAAGCACCCCCAUAUAUGCUAAUGUCCCAGCACAUGCUGAUGUCCCAGCAUAUGCUAAUGUUCCAAACCCUCCAGAAUUCACCAUCCCAAGCCCUCCACCCUUUGAUUAAAUAGUUUCUGAUGGUGAUUUUC
Molecule: messenger RNA, 915 nt
Organism: Podarcis raffonei (Aeolian wall lizard)
Lineage: Eukaryota; Metazoa; Chordata; Lepidosauria; Squamata; Lacertidae
Gene: TEX51
Product: testis expressed 51
Exons: 8
Coding region: 324-893 (189 amino acids)
Source: RefSeq, a predicted model, not a curated record